UGAAGAAGGAGAGUGGUUUGCGCUCUCUGCGCAGGUACCUGCGCAUGUGACAACAGAGACAGAGUGAAUGGUGGUCUUUCUCUGUGUCAUAGCUCUGUGAAUUACUCUUAAUUAAGAGUAAAAUGCCUCCAAAGGGUAAAGGUGGUAAAAGUGAGAAAGGAGCAGCUGCAAAAAGCGCAGACGUGGAUAAGAAAGACAAAGCAGCCAAAGGAGGCACCGCUGUGAAGGUCCGACACAUCCUUUGUGAAAAACAUGGGAAAUGUAUGGAGGCGAUGGAGAAGCUGAAAGCCGGCGUCCGUUUCAGUGAAGUGGCAUCACAGUACAGUGAAGACAAAGCAAGACAAGGAGGUGAUCUGGGAUGGAUGACGCGUGGAUCGAUGGUUGGACCGUUCCAGGAUGCAGCAUUUGCCCUGGCUGUCAGCUCCAUGGAUAAACCUGUCUACACAGACCCUCCUGUCAAGACUAAGUUUGGCUACCACAUCAUUAUGGUUGAGGGGAAAAAGUGACUCAACGGUGGAUAUUGGAACACAGAUUCUGUAUUUUCAAAUUAUAUUUUCUGAUUUUCACCUCCCUACAUUUUGCUAAAUGUUAAAUAACGAUAACAAUUCAAAACAGAUGUUUGUAAUUAUUUUUUCCUCUGGGAAAUGUACAGACAACUCAUAAUUACCUGGGUUUUUCUUUUCAGUUUUGAUAAUGUUUGCGGAACUUAAACCACAAAUGGGCAAAUAAAUUAAUUUUCACUCA
Molecule: messenger RNA, 744 nt
Organism: Pleuronectes platessa (European plaice)
Lineage: Eukaryota; Metazoa; Chordata; Actinopteri; Pleuronectiformes; Pleuronectidae
Gene: pin4
Product: protein (peptidylprolyl cis/trans isomerase) NIMA-interacting, 4 (parvulin)
Exons: 4
Coding region: 123-506 (127 amino acids)
Biological process (GO): rRNA processing
Molecular function (GO): DNA binding; peptidyl-prolyl cis-trans isomerase activity
Source: RefSeq, a predicted model, not a curated record